Molecule: messenger RNA, 15232 nt
Organism: Sphaeramia orbicularis (orbiculate cardinalfish)
Lineage: Eukaryota; Metazoa; Chordata; Actinopteri; Kurtiformes; Apogonidae
Product: ryanodine receptor 1-like
Exons: 106
Coding region: 183-15209 (5008 amino acids)
Biological process (GO): intracellular calcium ion homeostasis; release of sequestered calcium ion into cytosol by sarcoplasmic reticulum; striated muscle contraction
Cellular component (GO): Z disc; smooth endoplasmic reticulum; sarcolemma
Molecular function (GO): ryanodine-sensitive calcium-release channel activity; protein binding
Source: RefSeq, a predicted model, not a curated record
UAGUGCUGCAGUGCACUGCUUCUAUCCUCAAAGAGCAGAUUAAGCUGUGUCUGUCAUGUGAAGGGUUCGGAAACCGUCUUUGUUUUCUUGAAACCACCUCCAAUGCUCAGAAUGUCCCUCCAGACCUGGCAAUCUGCUGCUUCAUUUUGGAGCAGUCCCUGUCAGUUCGGGCUUUACAGGAGAUGCUGUCCAACUCUUCUGUGGAUGAGGCUGUGGAUUUGGAUAAAUGGUCUUCACAAGGUGGAGGCCACCGGACCCUGCUGUACGGACACGCCAUCCUCCUCAAACACACUCACUCCAGCAUGUACUUGAGCUGUUUGACUACUUCACGUUCGCUGACAGACAAACUGGCUUUUGACGUGGGCUUGCAGGAGGACUCUACAGGAGAGGCCUGUUGGUGGACUAUCCAUCCUGCCUCAAAGCAAAGGUCUGAAGGUGAGAAGGUCAGGGUGGGAGAUGACCUCAUUCUCGUCAGCGUCUCCUCAGAGAGAUAUCUGCAUCUGUCUUAUGCUAGUGGUGACUUGAUGGUUGAUGCGUCCUUCAUGCAAACUCUGUGGACUAUGACCCCUGUGAUGUCUGGCUGUGAACUAGCUGAAGGUUUUUUGACUGGAGGCUAUGUGCUCAGGCUGUUUCAUGGUCACAUGGAUGAAUGCUUAGCAAUCCCAGGAGCUGACCAAGGGGAUGAUCAGCGCAGAGUUGCCCAUUAUGAGGGAGGGGCUGUGUGCAGUCAUGCGCGAUCCUUAUGGAGACUUGAGCCCCUGCGUAUUGCGUGGAGUGGUGGUCACAUUAAAUGGGGCCAGUCUUUUCGCAUACGUCACAUAACAACAGGCAGAUACCUUUUUCUAGAUGAAGAGAAAGGGCUGCUGUUGGUGGAUCCUGAGAAGGCAAAUUCUAAGAUGACAGCCUUCUGCUUUAGAAUUUCAAAGGAAAAAAUUGAAGUGACUCAGAAGCGAGAUGUGGAAGGCAUGGGCAUACCUGAGAUAAAGUAUGGAGAGUCCAUGUGCUUUGUACAGCAUGUUUCAUCUGGACUCUGGUUAACAUAUGCUGCUGUCGAUGCCAAAUCUGCCCGUCUGGGUCCUCUAAAGAGAAAGGCCAUUCUCCACAAAGAAGGUCACAUGGAUGAUGCACUCACAGUGGCUCGUUCUCAGACAGAAGAGUCUCAGGCCGCCAGAAUGAUUUUCAGCACAACAGGCCUCUUCAGCCAGUUCAUCAAAGGUUUAGAUGCUCUGAGUGGGAAAAAUAAAUCAGCCAAUCCACCAUCUCUGCCUAUGGACACAGUCGUGCUCUCCCUGCAGGACCUUAUUUUUUAUUUCCGACCCCCUGAGGAGGAGCUGGAGCAUGAGGAAAAACAGUUCAAGCUUCGCUCCCUUAAGAACAGACAGAACCUCUUCCAGGAGGAGGGUAUGAUAACACUGGUUCUCGACUGUGUUGAUCGGCUCAAUGUCUACAACACUGCAGCUCACUUCUCAGAGUAUGCAGGAGAAGAAGCUGCAGACUCAUGGAAGGAGAUAGUAAAUUUACUGUAUGAACUUCUUGCGUCUCUGAUCAGAGGGAAUCGUGCAAACUGUGCUCUGUUCUGUGAUAACCUCGACUGGCUGGUCAGUAAACUGGAUCGUCUGGAGGCAUCUUCAGGAAUCCUGGAGGUGUUGUAUUGUGUUCUGAUUGAGAGUCCAGAGGUGCUAAAUAUCAUCCAGGAGAAUCACAUCAAAUCGAUAAUCUCACUUCUUGAUAAACAUGGACGCAAUCAUAAAGUCUUGGAUGUGCUCUGCUCUCUGUGUGUCUGUAACGGCGUAGCUGUUAGAUCAAAUCAGAAUCUCAUCACAGAGAAUCUACUUCCAGGCCGUGACCUCUUACUUCAAACCAACAUUAUCAACUACGUAACCAGCAUGAGACCCAACAUUUUCCUCGGGACCUGUGAAGGAUCCACUCAGUACAAGAAGUGGUAUUUUGAGGUGAUGGUGGAUCAUGUGGAGCCAUUUCUCACAGCUCAGCCAUAUCAUCUGCGCGUGGGCUGGGCUCUGACAGAGGGCUACAGCCCUUACCCUGGUGGAGGGGAAGGCUGGGGGGCCAAUGGGGUUGGGGACGACCUCUACUCCUACGGUUUUGACGGGCUUCAUCUCUGGUCAGGACGUGUUGCGCGUCAUGUUGCUACACCCAGUCAGCACGUAUUGGCAGCAGAGGAUGUUGUCAGCUGUUGUUUGGACUUGAGCGUGCCCAGUAUUUCCUUCCGUAUCAAUGGGCAUCCAGUCCAGGGCAUGUUUGAGAACUUCAAUCUGGAUGGCCUGUUCUUUCCUGUUGUCAGUUUCUCUGCAGGCAUUAAGUUGCGAUUUCUGCUUGGAGGGCGUCAUGGGGAUUUCAAGUUCCUCCCACCUCCUGGCUAUGCUCCAUGCUACGAGGCGGUGCUUCCCAGAGAUCGUUUGCGAAUUGAGCCCAUCAAGGAAUAUAAGCAUGAUUUUGAUGGUGUUCGCAACCUGCUGGGACCCACGCAGUCCCUCUCUCAUACAGCCUUUACUCCUUGCCCUGUGGACACUAUACAGAUUGUACUUCCUCCUCAUUUGGAGCGCAUUCGAGAAAAACUAGCAGAAAACAGCCAUGAGUUAUGGGCUGUGACUCGAAUUGAACAAGGUUGGACCUAUGGACCAUUUCGUGAUGAUAACAAGAAACUACACCCUUGCCUUGUGGAUUUCCAAAGUCUGCCUGAACCAGAGAAGAACUAUAAUUUAGCAAUGUCGGGAGAGACGCUCAAGACUCUGCUGGCUCUGGGCUGUCAUGUGGGAAUGGGAGAUGAAAAGGCAGAGGAGAAUCUGAAAAAGACCAAACUGCCCAAAACAUACAUGCAGAGUUGUGGAUAUAAGCCAGCCCCUCUGGACCUCAACCAUGUCAAGCUGACUCCAAAUCAGAACACACUAGUGGAAAGACUGGCAGAAAAUGGACACAAUGUGUGGGCAAGAGACCGUGUCCGACAGGGCUGGACGUAUAGUAUCGUGCAGGAUAUAAUGAACAAGCGCAACCCUCGCCUGGUUCCCUACAACUUACUGGAUGAAAAGACUAAGAAGACAAACAGAGACACAGUUUGUGCAGCUGUUCGUACCCUCAUCGGCUAUGGAUACAACAUUGAACCACCUGACCAGGAGAGCAGUGGACAUGGACCAGGUAGCUCACGUGGAGAUAAGAUUAGAGUCUUCAGAGCAGAGAAGUCUUACGCUGUUACACAGGGAAAGUGGUACUUUGAGUUUGAGGCUGUGACAGUCGGGGAAAUGAGAGUCGGCUGGGCCAGACCCAGUGUCCGUGCAGACACUGAACUUGGUGCAGAUGAGUUGGCGUACGUCUUUAACGGAUUCAAGGCCCAACGAUGGCAUAUAGGAAAUGAGCCUUUUGGCCGUCAGUGGCAGUCUGGUGAUGUGGUGGGCUGCAUGAUCGACCUCACAGAAAUGAACAUCAUGUUUACGCUCAAUGGAGAGAUGUUGAUUAGUGAUUCAGGCUCAGAGAUGGCCUUCAAGGACAUAGAGAUAGGAGAGGGCUUUAUACCCGUGUGCAGUUUGGGCCUGUCCCAGGUCGGCCGGAUCAACUUGGGUCAGAACGUCAGCAGCCUCCAGUACUUUACCAUCUGUGGCCUGCAGGAGGGAUUUGAACCCUUUGCUAUUAACAUGAAAAGAGACAUUACCAUGUGGUUCAGCAAGAGUCUUCCCCAGUACAUCAUUGUGCCAACUGACCACCCGCACAUUGAGGUGUCCCGUGUGGAUGGAACAGUGGACACCGCCCCUUGUCUCAAAGUAACCCACAAGACAUAUGGAUCUCAGAACGCCAACACAGAUCUGCUUUUCUUCAGACUGAGCAUGCCAGUUGAAUUUCAUGAAACGUUCAAAGUCCCAGCGGGAACAACACUUCUCACUCGUACUUUGACCAUCCCUGAGGAUGAGGUGGUAGAGGUGGACCCAGACUCAGACUUUGAAAUACUUAAGAAGUCCGCAAGUCGUAAAGAACAGGAGGAGGAGAAGAAAGAGCCGUCUGUGCCUAAGGAGACUCCUGCUAUAAAAAAUGGAGAAAAUGAGAAGGACGCUUCAACAGAGAAAAGCAAGAAGAAAGGAUUCCUUUUCAAGGCUAAGAAGGCUGCGUUAAUAACUCCACCCCCGGUUGUUCCCACCAUGCCCCGUCUAGUGGAAGAUGUUGUACCUGAUGACCGUGACGACAUGGACAUCAUCCUCAACACCACAACAUACUAUUAUUCUGUGCGAGUGUUUGCGGGGCAGGAGCUCGGAGGUGUGUGGGUUGGCUGGAUCACACCUGACUAUCACCAGUAUGACCCUCACUUCGACCUCAGCAAAGUGAGAAAUGUAACAGUCACUGUGGGUGAUGACAAAGGCAAUAUUCAUGACAGCAUAAAACGCAGUAAUUGCUACAUGGUUUGUGGAGGCGAGUUCAGCAGCUCCCAACAGACCCGGGUCAGUCAGGAGGACUUUGUGAUUGGCUGUCUUAUUGAUUUGGACACAGGACUCAUGACUUUCACGGCUAAUGGAAAAGAGAUCAACACAUUUUACCAGGUGGAGCCCAACACCAAACUGUUCCCAGCUGUCUACGUCCUUCCUUCUAGUCAAAAUAUGAUUCAGUUUGAGCUAGGCAAACUCAAGAACAUUAUGCCAAUCUCAGCUGCCAUGUUUCGAAGUGAACGCAAAAACCCAGUCCCCCAGUGUCCCCCGAGACUGGACGUUCAGAUGUUAACCCCAGUCAUCUGGAGCCGCAUGCCCAACCACUUCCUGGCUCCGGAAACAGGACGAGUUAGUGAGAGACUGGGCUGGAUGGUGCAGUGUCAGGAGCCCCUCACCAUGAUGGCCCUCCACAUCCCAGAAGAAAACAGGUGUAUAGACAUCCUGGAGCUGUCUGAACGUAUGGACUUACUGAAGUUCCACUAUCACACUCUUAAACUCUACGGAUCUGUUUGUGCUCUGGGAAACAACCGCGUGGCUCAUGCUCUGUGCAGCUACGUGGAUGAAUCCCAGCUCUUCUACGCUAUAGAGAACACCUACCUGCCUGGACCAAUGAGAAGCGGGUUUUAUGACCUGCUCAUCAGCAUGCACCUGGAGUCUGCUAAGAGGAACCGACUGGGAACCAACAAGGAAUUCAUAGUUCCCAUGACAGAUGAAACACGCAGUAUCACCUUGUACUCUGACAAAUCUCAUGCGUUACCUGGGGUUGGUCUCACCACGUGUCUACGUCCCAAACUUCAUUUCUCCGCGACUGCUUUUGUGGGGACAAACCAAGACAUUUACACCCUGAGUCCUAUGGUCCCCUUAGAGGUGCUGAAGACCAAGGCCUUAAACAUGUUGACUGAGGCUGUCCAAGACGGAGGUCAGGCCAUGAGAGAUCCUGUGGGAGGCAGUGUCGAGUUUCACUUUGUUCCGAUCCUGAAACUCAUAAGCACCCUCCUCAUCAUGGGUGUAUUCGGUGAUGAAGAUGUCACUCAUAUCCUGAAGAUGAUCGAGCCCCAAGUCUUCAGUUGUAAGAAAGUUGAAGAGCCUGUAGAGGAGAAUACUAAGGUGAUGGAUGAGAAAGAACAAAAAUCAUCAACAAAAGUGGAACCGGUGAGGGUAGAACAGCAAGAACCUGCAGAAGAAGAAGAAGAGUAUGAAGACGAUGGUCUGGGUGAAGAAGAGGAGGAAGAGUAUGAGGAAGAGGAAGAAAUAGAGGAACCCCAAGCUGUCACAGCAGAAGAAGUAGUGGAAGAGAUAGAACAUGUAAAUGGUGAGAAGGGUGCAGAUGAAACAGAAAAAGAGACAAAAGCUGGAGAGACUGGUGGUGAGGCUAAAGAAGAACAUCUGGACCAGGGGCUUUUCCAGAUGAAGCUCCCAGAAUCUGUGAAAUUACAGAUGUGUACACUUCUGCAGUAUUUCUGUGACUGUGAGUUGCGCCACAGAGUAGAGGCCAUCAUUGCCUUUUCAGACCAGUUUGUCAAUCAGAUACAGUCAAACCAAAGGCAGCGCUACAAUGAACUAAUGCUGGCCUUUACUAUGAGUGCUGCUGAGACUGCCCGCAAGACCCGCGAAUUCAGAUCACCACCACAGGAGCAGGUAAACAUGCUCAUGAAUUUCAAGAACUGUGCCGAAGAUGAAGAGUGUCCCAUUCCAGACGAGGUCCGAGACUCUCUGCUGAAUUUUCACAAUGUUCUACUUGCGCACUGUGGGGUUCAUAUUGAGGAGGAAGAGCAGGAGGAAGAGGUGGACAAUUCUCUUCGAGGUCGACUGUUCCGUUUGCUGGAAAAGGUGAAAAAAUUCCGUGAGAAGAAGGUAGAGGCAGAACCUGAGCCACAGGAAGAUAAAAAACCAAGCACUUUACAGGAGCUGAUUUCUCAUACUACGAUCCACUGGGCCCAGGAGUCAUUUAUCCAGAAUCCAGAGCUUGUGCGAAUGAUGUUCAGCCUCCUUCACAGGCAGUAUGACGGCCUGGGGGAGCUCAUGCGUGCCUUGCCUAAGGCCUAUACAAUCAAUGCUGUAUCCAUUCAGGACACCAUGGACCUCCUGGAGUGCUUGGGCCAGAUCCGUUCACUGCUUAUUGUUCAGAUGGGUCCAGAGGAGGAGAGGCUUAUGAUUCAAAGCAUUGGGAACAUCAUGAGCAACAAAGUUUUCUAUCAGCACCCAAACUUGAUGCGAGCUUUGGGCAUGCAUGAAACUGUCAUGGAGGUCAUGGUUAAUGUGUUAGGUGGCGGGGAUUCUAAGGAGAUCAGAUUUCCACGAGUGGUGACAAACUGUUGCCGUUUUCUCUGCUAUUUCUGUCGCAUCAGUCGUCAAAACCAGAGAUCUAUGUUUGAUCACCUCAGCUACCUUCUGCAGAACAGUGGCAUUGGUCUUGGAAUGAGGGGAUCAACUCCAUUAGAUGUGGCUGCUGCUUCUUGUAUUGACAACAAUGAGCUCGCAUUGGCUUUGCAAGAGCAGGACUUAGAAAUGGUGGUGAAGUAUUUGGCUGGAUGUGGACUUCAGAGCUGUCCGAUGCUGCUGUCUAAAGGCUAUCCAGACAUUGGCUGGAAUCCUUGUGGUGGAGAGAAAUAUCUUGAUUUCCUCCGUUUUGCUGUUUUCGUCAAUGGAGAGAGUGUAGAAGAGAAUGCCAACGUGGUGGUACGUCUCCUGAUUCGGAGGCCCGAAUGCUUCGGUCCGGCCCUGAGAGGAGAGGGUGGCAAUGGUUUACUGGCUGCAAUAGAAGAGGCAAUCAAAAUAUCAGAGGACCCUGCAAGAGAUGGCCCAUCUGUUAAGAAAGACAGACGCUUUCCCAUGUUUGGAGGAGAGGAACAGCAUGAGGAGAACAGGGUGCACCUUGGAAAUGCCAUCAUGUCUUUCUACUCUGCUCUCAUUGACUUGCUUGGACGCUGUGCUCCAGAAAUGCAUUUGAUUCAGGCUGGGAAGGGUGAAGCACUAAGAAUCCGAGCCAUUCUUAGGUCUCUCGUACCCAUUGAAGAUCUGGUUGGUGUCAUUAGUCUGCCUGUUCAGAUUCCUGCUUUUGGAAAAGACAACAGCAUCAUUGAACCCAAGAUGUCAGCUAGUUUUGUACCAGAUCACAAGGCCCCCAUGGUGCUGUUCUUAGACAGAGUGUAUGGUAUCGACAACCAGGAUUUCCUGCUCCAUGUUCUGGAAGUGGGUUUUCUGCCUGAUAUGAGGGCUGCUGCCUCUUUGGACACGGCUGCUUUCAGCACCACAGAGAUGGCCCUGGCUCUGAACCGCUACCUGUGUUCUGCUGUGUUGCCUCUCAUCACCAAGUGUGCGCCACUGUUUGCUGGUAGUGACCAUCGAGCCAUAAUGAUCGACUCCAUGUUGCACACAAUCUACCGUUUGUCCCGCGGCCGAGCAUUCACCAAGGCGCAAAGAGACAUCAUUGAAGAGUGCCUCAUGGCUUUAUGCAAACAUCUACGUCCAUCAAUGCUUCAACACCUGUUGAGGCGCCUAGUGUUUGACGUGCCCAUUCUUAAUGAGUAUGCCAAAAUGCCACUGAAGCUUUUGACCAAUCACUAUGAGCGUUGUUGGAAAUACUACUGCCUCCCUAAUGGCUGGGCAAACUUCGGAGUGGCUUCAGAAGAGGAGUUGCAUUUAACCCGCAAGCUUUUCUGGGGAAUCUUUGAAUCACUGGCUCAUAAGAAAUUUGAUGCUGAGAUCUUCAAAAUUUCUAUGCCCUGCAUCUGCGCCAUAGCUGGAGCCAUUCCUCCUGACUACGUUGAUGCCAGUUAUUCAUCUAAAACUGAGAAAAAAGCUUCAGUAGAUGCAGAGGGAAACUUUGACCCUAAACCAGUAGAAACCACAAACACCAUCAUUCCAGAGAGACUGGACCCCUUUAUCAACAAAUAUGCUGAAUACACACAUGACAAAUGGGCUUUUGAAAAGAUUCAGAAUAACUGGUCAUAUGGAGAAGUGCUGGAUGAAAAUGCAAAAACUCACCCCAUGCUCAGACCAUAUAAAACAUUCUCAGAAAAGGACAAAGAGAUCUAUCGCUGGCCAAUUAAAGAGUCAGUCAAAGCCAUGCUUGCAUGGGAGUGGACCAUAGAUAAAGCUAGGGAAGAUGAAGAGUCAGACAAGAAGAAGACAGCGGCAACACGAAAGAUCUCUCAGACUGCUCAGGCCACCUAUGACCCAAGCCAUGGCUACAGUCCACAGCCCAUUGACAUCACACACAUGGCUCUCUCAAGAGAUCUUCAGUCUAUGGCAGAGCAACUGGCAGAAAACUACCAUAACACCUGGGGACGGAAGAAGAAGAUGGAGCUGCAGGCAAAAGGAGGUGGAACACAUCCUCUGCUGGUGCCCUAUGACACUUUAACAGCAAAGGAAAAGGCACGUGAUAGAGAGAAGGCCUACGAACUCCUCAAGUUCCUGCAGCUUAAUGGAUAUGCUGUCACAAGGGGCCUGAAAGACAUGGAAUCAGAUAUUUCAUCCAUUGAAAAGAGAUUUGCAUACGGAUUUCUGCAGAAGCUGCUGAAGUGGAUGGAAAUUGCCCAGGAAUUCAUUGCUCAUCUUGAGGCUGUGGUAAGCAGUGGACGAGUGGAGAAGUCUCCUCAUGAACAGGAAAUCAAAUUCUUUGCCAAGAUCCUGAUGCCAUUAAUCAACCAGUAUUUUAAAAACCACUGCCUCUACUUCUUGUCUACACCUGCAAAAGUCUUGGGUAGUGGGGGCCAUUCUUCCAAUAAGGAAAAAGAAAUGAUAGCAAGUAUCUUCUGUAAAAUGUCUGCUCUGGUGCGACACAGAGUUUCUCUCUUUGGGACGGAUGCUUCUGCAAUUGUAAACUGUCUCCAUAUUCUGGCCCGGUCACUGGAUGCAAGGACAGUAAUGAAGUCUGGGCCAGAAAUUGUGAAAGCAGGACUACGAUCAUUUUUUGAAAGUGCAGCUGAUGAUAUAGAAAAAAUGGUAGAGAACCUCAAACUGGGCAAAGUGUCUAAAGGCAAUCAGCAAGUAAAAGGUGUGUCUCAGAACAUUAACUACACAACCAUCGCCCUGCUCCCAGUUCUUACAUCCCUGUUUGACCACAUUGCUCAGCACCAGUUUGGAGAUGAUGUUAUGUUGGAUGACCUACAGAUGUCAUGCUAUCGCAUUAUGUGUAGCAUAUACUCCUUAGGAACCGUCAAAAAUCCACAUGUAGAGAGGCAGCGGCCGGCUCUUGGGGAGUGUUUGGCUCACCUUGCAGCAGCUAUGCCAGUGGCCUACUUAGAGCCACAUCUAAAUGAGUUCAAUGCCUUCUCUGUCUACACAACAAAGACACCUAGAGAGCGAGCCAUCUUGGGUCUCCCUAAUGAGGUCCAGGAAUUGUGUCCAGACAUCCCAGAGCUGGAUAUUCUCCUAAAGGAGAUAGGGGACUUAGCAGAGUCAGGGGCUCGUUACACUGAGAUGCCACAUGUGAUUGAAAUCACGUUGCCUAUGCUGUGUAACUACCUGCCUCGCUGGUGGGAGAGAGGACCUGAGAACUUCCCUGAGAUGGAGGGAAGAAUCUGCACUGAUGUGACAUCAGAGCACCUCAAUCAGCUGCUGGGAAGCAUCAUGAAAAUUGUAGUCAACAACCUGGGUAUUGAUGAGGCCUCCUGGAUGAAGAGGUUGGCUGUGUUUUCACAGCCAAUUGUGAGCAGGGCAAAACCAGAAAUGCUCAAGUCUCACUUUAUUCCUACAAUGGAGAAGCUGAAGAAACGAACAUCAAAGGUGGUGGCUGAAGAAGACCAUCUGCGGAUGGAGGGCAAAUCAGAGGGUGAUGAGGAGGAUGGAACUAUACGUGAUGAAUUUGCUGUCCUCUGCAGAGAUUUGUAUGCUCUCUACCCUCUCCUCAUCCGCUAUGUGGACAACAACAGGGCAAGAUGGCUGACCUGUCCAGAUCCAGAUGCAGAAGAACUCUUCAGAAUGGUUGGAGAGGUCUUUAUAUUCUGGUCCAAAUCUCAUAAUUUCAAACGGGAAGAGCAAAACUUUGUGGUGAUGAAUGAGAUCAACAACAUGUCUUUUCUCACUGCUGACAGCAAGAGCAAAAUGAGCAAGGGCGGGGACUCAGAGGGUGGCGGCUCGGAUGCAGAACGCACCAAGAAGAAGAAACGAGGAGAUCGUUACUCUGUGCAGACGUCACUCAUUGUGGCUGCCUUGAAAAAGAUGCUUCCCAUAGGACUCAACAUGUGCUCUCCAGCUGAUCAGGAGCUAAUCAACUUGGCCAAGAUCCGAUACUCUUUGAGAGAUACAGAUGAAGAAGUAAGAGAGUUUCUGCAGAACAACCUUCAUCUUCAAGGCAAGGUGGACAACCCAUCCAUGCGCUGGCAAAUGGCCCUGUACAAAGAAAUGGCAGGGAAAGCGGAAGACGCUGAUGCCCCUGUGAAAGUUGUGAAGCGAGUGCAGGAGGUGUCUGCAGUCCUUUACCACCUUGAAGUGACAGAACAUCCGUUUAAAUCCAAAAAGAUGGUUUGGCACAAACUGUUAUCCAAGCAGAGACGCAGGGCUGUGGUGGCUUGCUUUAGAAUGACACCACUAUACAACAUUCCAAGGCACAGAGCUUCAAACAUGUUCCUCGAAGGUUACAAACGCAACUGGCUUCACACUGAGGGUUAUUCCUUUGAAGACAGGAUGAUAGAUGACUUGUCUAAAGCAAUGGAGCAAGAGGAGGGGGAUGAGGAAGAGGAGAAAGAAACAAAGCCAGAUCCCCUCCACCAACUUAUUCUGCAUUUCAGUCGCACUGCUCUAACAGAAAAAAGUAAACUUGAUACAGACCAUCUCUAUAUGGCAUAUGCAGAUAUUAUGGCAAAGAGUUGCCAUAUUGGUGAGGAAGAAGAAGGGGGAGAGGAAAUGGUGGAAAAUGCUGAGGAUGAGAUGUCCUUUGAGGUGCGACAGUCAGAACUGGAAAAGGAAAUGGAAAAGCAAAGACUUCUCUAUCAGCAGUCCAGACUUCAUAAUCGCGGGGCUGCAGAGAUGGUCCUUCAAAUGAUCAGUGCCUGCAAAGGUGAGACAGGCCCAAUGGUGUCCACAACCCUUAAAUUGGGUAUCUCUAUUCUGAAUGGUGGAAACAGUGAAGUUCAACGGAAAAUGCUGGAGUAUUUGAAGGACAAGAAGGAUGUAGGCUUCUUUUUGAGUGUCCAAGCACUGAUGCAGACAUGCUGUGUCCUGGAUCUAAAUGCCUUUGAGAGGCAGAAUAAGGCCGAGGGACUGGGCAUGGUUUCAGAGGAGGGCACCAACUUGAACCUAGAUCGGGAUGAGAAAGUCAUGGCAGAUGAUGAAUUCACUUGCGACCUCUUCCGUUUCUUGCAACUGCUUUGUGAGGGUCACAACAAUGAUUUUCAGAACUACCUGCGGACACAGACAGGCAGCACAACUACCAUUAAUAUCAUCAUCUGCACUGUUGAUUAUCUCUUGCGACUGCAGGAGUCCAUCAGUGAUUUCUACUGGUAUUACUCUGGCAAAGAUGUAAUUGAUGAACCAGGCAAGAAGAAUUUCUCCAAAGCUAUGACAGUAGCAAAACAGAUUUUCAACAGUCUAACAGAAUAUAUUCAGGGCCCAUGCACUGGCAACCAGCAGUCUCUGGCUCACAGCAGGCUAUGGGAUGCUAUUGUUGGGUUCCUCCAUGUUUUUGCCCACAUGAUGAUGAAGCUGGCCCAGGAUUCUAGCCAAAUCGGUCUGCUGAAGGAGCUUCUCGACCUUCAGAAAGACAUGGUUGUUAUGUUGCUCUCACUACUAGAGGGAAAUGUGGUGAAUGGAACAAUUGCCCGUCAGAUGGUGGACAUGUUGGUAGAGUCUUCCAGCAACGUGGAGAUGAUUCUCAAGUUCUUUGACAUGUUCCUCAAACUGAAAGACAUUGUGGCUUCAGAUGCUUUCCGUGAUUAUGUCACUGACCCUCGAGGGUUGAUCUCCAAGAAGGACUUCCAGAAGGCUAUGGACAGUCAGAAACAGUACUCCCCCUCUGAGAUCCAGUUUCUUUUGUCCUGCUCAGAAGCCGAUGAAAAUGACAUGAUCAAUUAUGAGGAGUUUGCCAGUCGUUUCCAGGAGCCUGCCAAGGACAUUGGCUUUAACAUUGCAGUGCUGCUCACCAACCUGUCUGAGCAUGUCCCCCAUGACACCAGACUCCAGAACUUCCUGGAACAAGCAGAGAGUGUGCUGAACUACUUCCGUCCUUUCCUGGGUCGUAUUGAAAUAAUGGGUGCCAGCAGAAAGAUAGAGCGUAUCUACUUUGAAAUCAGUGAAGUAAACCGUAAACAGUGGGAAAUGCCUCAGGUCCGUGAGUCAAAACGCCAGUUCAUCUUCGACGUAGUCAAUGAAGGCGGAGAGUCAGAGAAGAUGGAGAUGUUUGUUAACUUUUGUGAGGACACCAUCUUUGAGAUGAAUAUAGCAUCCCAAAUUUCUGAGCAGGAAGAAGAGGAAAAAGGCGAAGAAGAUGAUGAAGGAGAAGAAGGUGGGGGAGAGGGUGGACAAGGAGGAGGAGCAGGUGGAGGAGGUGAUGAGGAAAGUAAUGGAGAGGAGGGGCAGCCUGAAACUAGUUCUGCUUUUGCAGACUUCAUAAACAGCCUGUUAAGCUUCCUGAACAUCUUCACUUUCCGUAACCUUCGCAGACAAUACCGCAGAGUGAGAAAAAUGACCUUCAAGGAGAUUGUGGUGGCUCUGUCGACUUUUAUAUGGACCAUCCUCAUGAGUAUACUCACCUUCAUUUACAGCGUGUGCAAAGGAAUAUUUAUGAUCAUCUGGCAAACCCUGUUUGGAGGUGGAUUAGUGGAGGGAGCUAAAAACAUCACAGUGACUGAGAUUCUAGCAAGCAUGCCAGAUCCGACUCAGGAUGAUGUGCAUGGAGAUGGACCAGGGGAGUUGGGGACGGGAGAGGAACAAGACACUGGAGGGGUGACUGACACUGGGGAGACUGGAAGCGGAGAGGAAGAGGAGGAAGACACCCAAGAAAAAGAGGGUGGGAGGAUACCAGGCAUGGAUGCUCCAGGUGGACUUGGAGACAUGGGUGUAGAGGCACCUGUUGAGCCCCCAACUCCUGAAGGGACCCCCAUAACAAAGAGAAAAAUGCAACCGGAGGAGGCUGAUGGUGGUCAGAAACCUCCUGAACCUGCUCCUGUGGAGGAACCACCUCCAGAACCAGAAAAGGCUGAUGUUGAAACUGGAGAGAAAGCUGAGAAAGAAUCCCAGACCCAAGAGAAAGAACAGCCUGCAGAACCAAAGAAAUCUACAGCCAAGAAAGAAAAGAAAGUGAAAAAGGGAGCAGGCUUUCAAAUCUGGACUGAGCUGGAAACUCAAAGGAAUAAAUUUAUGAACUACCUCUCCAGAAACUUCUAUAAUCUGCGCUUUCUGGCUCUUUUCAUCGCAUUUGCCCUGAACUUCAUCCUACUCUUCUACAAGGUAUCUGAAACCCCACCUGAGGGUGACGAGAUGGAGGGAUCUGGAUUUUCUGAAGGAAGUGGGAUGUUUGAGGGCUCUGGGUUGUUUGAAGGAUCAGGAGAAGAGGCAGAGGGAUCAGGAAUGAAUGAAGGCGAUGAGGAUGAGGAAGAUGUUCCAGUUUAUUUCUAUCUAGAGGAGAGCACUGGCUACAUGCAGCCAACACUGGCCUUCCUCGCCAUCCUCCACACGGUCAUCUCAUUCAUCUGUAUUAUCGGAUACAACUGCCUCAAGAUUCCACUGGUGAUCUUUAAGAGAGAAAAGGAACUCGCAAGAAAGCUGGAGUUUGACGGCCUCUACAUCACUGAGCAGCCUGAAGAUGAUGACAUUAAGGGCCAGUGGGAUCGACUGGUCCUGAAUACACCAUCUUUCCCAAACAACUACUGGGACAAAUUUGUCAAACGGAAGGUUCUGGAUAAAUAUGGAGACAUUUAUGGCAGAGAAAGGAUUGCUGAACUCCUAGGGGUUGAUUUAGCCUCUCUGGACGUGAGUCAACAACAUGAGAAGAAACAGGAGGAACCAGACAACUCUGUGUUUACAUGGGUGACUUCUAUUGACAUGAAGUACCAGGUCUGGAAGUUUGGUGUCGUCUUCACAGACGGUACUUUCCUUUAUCUCUGCUGGUACCUGAUCAUGUCUCUGCUUGGACAUUACAACAACUUUUUCUUCGCCUGUCACUUGCUGGAUAUUGCAAUGGGUGUCAAAACUCUGCGCACUAUCCUGUCCUCAGUCACACACAAUGGCAAACAGCUCAUGAUGACAGUGGGCUUGUUAGCUGUGGUGGUGUACCUCUACACUGUAGUCGCUUUCAAUUUCUUCCGGAAGUUUUACAACAAGAGUGAGGACGAAGAUGAGCCAGAUAUGAAAUGUGACGACAUGAUGACUUGUUACCUGUUCCACAUGUAUGUGGGCGUACGAGCCGGUGGAGGCAUUGGAGAUGAGAUCGAGGACCCCGCCGGGGAUGAAUAUGAACUGUAUCGAGUGGUUUUUGAUAUUACUUUCUUCUUUUUUGUCAUCGUCAUUCUCUUGGCCAUCAUCCAGGGUCUCAUCAUUGAUGCAUUUGGAGAACUGAGAGACCAACAGGAACAGGUCAAAGAAGACAUGGAGACGAAGUGCUUCAUAUGUGGCAUUGGAAGUGACUACUUUGAUACGACACCGCAUGGCUUUGAGACCCACACGUUCGAUGAACACAACCUGGCCAAUUACAUGUUCUUUUUAAUGUACCUUAUCAACAAAGAUGAGACCGAGCACACUGGCCAGGAGUCAUACGUGUGGAAGAUGUAUCAGGAGCGAUGUUGGGACUUCUUCCCUGCUGGAGACUGUUUCAGAAAGCAAUAUGAGGAUCAACUUUCUUAGGCUGACUGUGCCUUACAGAUGGA